GGCAAUGGGGAAGGAAUCAGGUAUUAGGAGGUGUUCACACUGUGGAAACAAUGGACAUAACUCAAGAACAUGCAAUGUGAUCAAGAAGAAGGUUGGGAUGAAACUUUUUGGUGUAAGGAUUUUCAAAAAAGAGGAUGAAGCUAUGAAGAAAAGCUUGAGCAUGGAGAGUUUGCAUAGUACAUGCACAGCUGAUCUAAGCUCCUCUGAUCCUGGGUAUCUCUCAGAUGAGACUCUUCAUCCUACAAGAAGAACCACCACCACCAAUCAAAGGAAAAAGGGGAUGCCAUGGACAGAAGAAGAACACCGAAUGUUCCUUUCAGGAUUAGAGAAACUUGGGAAAGGUGACUGGAGAGGAAUUUCUAAGAACUAUGUGAGCACAAGGACACCAACCCAGGUGGCCAGCCAUGCUCAGAAGUAUUUUCUAAGGCAGGCUUUAUCUAAUAAGAAGAAACGUAGAUCAAGUCUUUUUGAUGUAGCCAUUAAAAACCCAGGCCCAGCUUCCCAAAUUUCACCAGCUUUACCCCUUUCAGGAACUAAUGAAGCCUUAGAACAGGCUGGUCAAGGAUUAAAAUCUCCACCAAUCAGCUCCAUAUCUGCUACUGCUGGUGCUCCCUAUCUCAACAGGAUCCCAUAUAUGGUAGGAGGAUUUGGUGGCAUGAGAAUGAACCAUCCAGCAGUUAAAAUUGUUCCAACUGUAUCUUACAUCCCUGUGAUGGACUAUCCCAACCAAGGCUGCAUGUACUUACCUAAAGGCCACAACAACCUUUCCACUUGUGCACCCAAUGCAUCCCAAAUGCCAAUCAACUCAUCACCUCAACUCCAACAAUGUGUAUCUCAGGCAGACUCUGGGGCUUCAACUACUGUGAACACUAAUCUAGGUUUGAUUAUGGCGCCAUCUCAACCGCCUGACUGGCCCAAGUUUUCAUCUCAGACAUCUAAUUUCAAUGGAGCUGUUAGGUAGAGUGGUUUGAGUUCUAUUUGAGUAGAUGAAGUAGCUUCCUUUCUCUUCUCACCUUUUCAAUUGAGAAGUUUAGAUCAUGAAAUUCCCAUCCAGCUCUCCCUAAGAAGAUGAAAAAUUGGGAUUUGGGGUGGGGGUGGGG
Macadamia integrifolia is the source of this 1100-nucleotide messenger RNA. RefSeq names its product probable transcription factor At5g61620. Bases 5 to 961 code for a protein of 318 amino acids. The record is from RefSeq and is a predicted model, not a curated record. NCBI's taxonomy places the organism in Eukaryota, Viridiplantae, Streptophyta, Magnoliopsida, Proteales, Proteaceae. Gene Ontology annotation, biological process: response to gibberellin; response to auxin; response to ethylene. Gene Ontology annotation, molecular function: zinc ion binding; DNA binding. The transcript has 5 exons.